GCACGAUUGCACAUGGGGUGCCCCUGAUGAACCUGGCGAGAGUCUCUCCUCUCCAUCAGAUAACCUACAACCAUCUUUCUCUUGUUUUCUGGUCUUCUGUUUGUGUAGAACAGCUUUCCACUCUCUUCUUAUUCCUUCACUAUCCUUCAGUCAGUCGGUCAUUAUCUCUUUCCUCCCAAAGAAGCACUUUCAUAGUACUAAACGCUUCAGCGUCAUUCACUCGUUUCACGACCUCUCCUUUUCACGCCACUCGUUUUGCCCUAAGCCACGCCCGUUCUACAGUCCACAGUGAACACCAUGUCGACCAACAGCACCACCACUGAUACCAGCACCUUUGUGUGCACCCUCCAGACGUGCAGUCUCGACUAUGCCAUGAUCCACUACAUCCCCUCGCUGGCCGGGAACGCGCUCUUCCUGGCGCUCUUCUGCGUGGCAGCAGUGAUUCAUCUGUUUCUGGGGGUGUGGCACCGCACCACCAGCUACCUGGUGGCGGUGAUGGGGGGGCUGCUACUGGAGAUCAUUGGCUAUGCGGGGCGCAUCAGCCUGCACGACGACCCUUUUUCCUUCAACGCCUUCCUGCAGUACCUGAUCUGCCUCACCCUAGCGCCCGCCUUCAUCUGCGCCGCAAUCUACCUGUGCUUCGGCCGCGUGGUGAUCGAGUACGACGCCCGGUGCUCGCGCCUCGCGCCCGCCACGUACUCGAAGGUCUUCAUCGCCUGCGAUCUCGUGUGUCUGAUCCUGCAGUCUGCCGGGGGCGCCAUCACCUCCACCGCCGGUACGGACAACACCAGUCUCAGAGACCUCGGCAUCGACAUCAUGAUCGCCGGGUUGGCGUGCCAGGUCGUCUCGUUGGUAGCCUUCAUGGCGUUGGCCGGCGACUUCGCUCUCCGACUGCGCCGGCACCACGCCCAGGGGUCGGCCUCGCUGCUGCCCGUGGACUGGCACGCUGGGUGGAAAUGGAGGGGGUUUCUGAUCGGUCUGAUCGUCGCAACCACAACCAUCUUCAUCCGCUCGUGUUUCCGCGUCGCCGAACUGAAGGGGGGAUUCGGGAGCGCCCUUGCCAACGACCAGGUAGCGUUCAUGAUCCUCGAAGGUGUGAUGAUGAUCCUGGCCUGCGGCGUCAUGACGGCGUUUCACCCGGGACUGGUCCUUUCGCGUGAGCGCUGGAAUGCCUCCGCGCAGCAGCAGCUGAAGUUGCAUCAGGUCGAGAGUCGUUCCAGUCAGAUAGAGAUGAUACAGCGCUCGGGUGUAUAGUCCCUUCUCUUUUGUUUGUGGAUCGUGCUAGGAAGGUUUGAAAAUAAUCGAUUCCAUGAUGUCUCAAGACACCACCGCGU
This is a messenger RNA of Aspergillus aculeatinus CBS 121060, 1334 nucleotides long. RefSeq names its product RTA1 domain-containing protein. Bases 298 to 1254 code for a protein of 318 amino acids. NCBI's taxonomy places the organism in Eukaryota, Fungi, Ascomycota, Eurotiomycetes, Eurotiales, Aspergillaceae. The record is from RefSeq and is a predicted model, not a curated record. The transcript has 2 exons. Gene Ontology annotation, cellular component: fungal-type vacuole; plasma membrane.